Molecule: messenger RNA, 2251 nt
Organism: Diaporthe batatas
Lineage: Eukaryota; Fungi; Ascomycota; Sordariomycetes; Diaporthales; Diaporthaceae
Exons: 7
Coding region: 782-2251 (489 amino acids)
Source: RefSeq, a predicted model, not a curated record
GAAGUUGCCGCCUUCGCCUUGUUACUAAAGAGAUCCCCUACCUAGGUAUCUGCCGGCACUAGGGAACCAGUCUCGGAAUGGUUUCGCUGAAGGCGAGAAUCGCCAUACCGCCGCUUGCAACCACCGGGAGAUCCGGAUGUGAGCAUUCGCCAAACAAUUGAGAUCGACGACGGCCAGCGCCGAGUAGGAAAGGAGUCCAUGGGCACUUGCAGCCCGGGACGUGGGUGCCGCUGCACCGGAGCACCUCCAGGGUUCAAGAUCCAUCCUAGUGUGCCAAAGGAUGAAAGCAAAUUGAGUUGGUUGGGCCAGACUUCUCGUACUGUAGUGUACUGUAUGCCGACAGAGACUUACUCCACGCAUUGCACGUACGCCUGCGGGUCUUGGUGAUCGUUAUAUCCACUGCGGAGCUUAAAGUUACCAAGGGUCCCUUCCAGCCAUGUGCCCAGAUCCCUGACAUUGAGAUGUCAUCGAUUCAUCACACACAAGUCCAAGGCUCGAUAUGGCGCAGCCGGGGUCAUUCUGCAGACGAUCUUCUUCGCCCAGCUCCCAAAAUGGAGAGUGCACAACAACGGACGAAUUGGCAAUCCUUUACAUUCCCAAGGGUUCUUAUGACCGCGUCGCUACAGAAACACCGGAACUCUGCAUUCCGCCUUUCACUUCUCACCUUCCUUUGUCGAUGGUUAUGAAAAUGCAGUGAUUGACUUCUUUUGUCAAUAUUACAUCUUCGACUGGGAGGGGUUUCACGCGGUUGUGCUAGAGACUUGCUCCCAACACGCACAGCAUGAAGGUUUUCUCCAUCGGGAUGCUGCUCCUAGCAGCACUCCAGGUCACAUCAGUAAUUGCAGCAGACAGCACAGUCACUGCACCGGCUUGCGGCCUAAAGUGCAUCGUUACCGCCACAGCAGAGCACUCAAACUGUUCUCUUACAGAUGUGGCCUGUAUCUGCCUUAAUAAGGAACUCAAUCUGGCUGCCGCUGCUUGCAUCGCAGAGAGUUGCAGUGUGAGAGAUCAAUUGGCUACUCAGAAAUACUCAAAAGUAACGUGCGGCGUUGAAAGUCAGGACAGGACGGCCCUGAUAUGGAUUGUUGGAAUCGUUUUCGGCAUACUGGGCCUGAUAGCCUUCGGCCUCAGGGUGACGGCCCGUGUAUUUGUGGGAUCACACAAGAGCUGGGGUCCUGACGAUUGGGUCAUGACCAUUGCAGUCGUAGGUGCACAACUUUAUGCAACGGUCUGCGCAGCCCGGAAGCUGACACCCACAGGUGUUGAUGAUAAUUCUUGCAGCUCUAUCCGUCCCUCCAUCACAACUCUUUAUGUUGACCAAUGGGCUGACCUCGUACGCACAGUUGCACACUAUGGUUUGGGGAAGGACAUGUGGAUGGUUGAGCCGGACGACAUCACAAACAUUCUCUACUUAUACUUCUGGGACGAGCUCGUCUAUCUGGCUGUCCUUCCCGUCACCAAAAUCUCCAUCCUUUUGUUUUAUCUCAAGAUCUUUCCGAAACGCGAAUUCAAAAUCGCAGUCUGGGUCCUGAUUGGCUUCAACCUAGCCUACCUCGUCACCUUUGAGAUUGUCUCUAUCUGGCAGUGCAGGCCAAUCCAGGGUGCAUGGCUUGCAUGGGACGGAACAUUUGAGGCCACGUGCAACGAUAUCAACAUGCAAGGAUGGAUGUCCGCUGCCCUGAAUCUUGUCCUUGAUCUGGGGACCAUUAUAUUGCCGUUGCCUGAGCUUGCCAGUCUCUCCAUGUCAUUGCGCAAAAAGAUCCAGAUCUUGUCUAUGUUCUGCGUCGGGUUCUUUGUAACAAUUGUCAGUGCUCUCAGGCUACAGUCAUUGGCGAAAUAUGCAAACACAUCCAACGUCACGCAGGACUACGUCGAGGUCGGCUACUGGUCAACGAUCGAGGUGCCAGUCGGGGUAGUCUGCGCUUGCAUGCCCGCCAUCCGCUCGCUCAUCGCCACAAUCUUCCCGAAGGUGUUUGGUACCACCCAGCAGAAGUCCAAUUACACAGGUGUCUCGGGCGGGUCCAAGCAGUGGUCCUUCGCGAGGCUGAACUCGUCCGGGAAGCACAUCAAGGUUCAGACAGAGUGGAUAGUGAGAUCGCACAACGUCCCAGAGCACGAGGAAAGCCGGGUGGAGCUGGUACCGGUCCCAUCGCCAAGUGACCUGCAGUCGCCGUUGCCUACCAGGCCUCCGUCGGACCUGGCGAUGAUGCAAACCAGUUGCGAGCGUGCAGAGCAAGUUAAGCAUUCUUGA